AUGGCCUACGAGCAAGGCGCUCCGGACAAAAUCCCCCCCAAUCAACCGAACCCCGUCAUCGUCGGGCCGGGAUUAUCUGCACUCGGCGAAGAAGCAUACAUCGAGGCUUCAACCGUUACUCCACCCAUCGUCUCAGCGGCCACCGCCGCCGGUAACGCCGACGGUGCAGAAAACCCUCGAGAACCGAAGCAAGACGAGUCGGCAGCAUCAUAUUUCUCAGAAGUGCCCGGUACGGCGACCGCGCCCAAGGAUGCAUAUGUAAACCCCCCCAUGAGUCCUGCCGAUGCCGCAUCGGGCGCGACGUCGGGGCCUGAAUUGCUUCGACGGUUGAGUCUGAUUGACAACGCUCAUCCCACUCCGGCGACUCCUGUGAUAGAUCCGCGGGCGGACCAUCCAGGACUGCAAUUGACCGGUCGGAUUAUUAGUGCUUCGUUGUGUAUACCGUACAAAGUUGCACAUCAAGCGGGGCAAGAUUGGGAAUUGAGUCCCCGUGCAGGCACAUCGGCCUUGUUCGACUCAUUUGCUCAUCUCGCAUCCGAUCAGUCGCCGUGGAAUCACACAUUGGUAGCCUGGACCGGAGAAGUGGAAGAGAUUGUCACCAAGCGAGCGCCGUUACAAUCAGUCACCGCAAGCGGUGUGAAUACUGUGGCUACUGCGCCUCCUCCUGUGAACAAAGCCUCUGCGCCGGUUCCUGUGGACCUCUCUCAGAAUUCGCAAACCCCAACUCCAGUUGAGGGUAUCUUAGUCUCCUCUGCCGACAGAGAACGACUGGAGAGGCAGUUGAAAGCAAGCAAGUACGGCAAGAUUUUACCAGUCUGGGCAACAGCCGAGUCAGACGAGCCUUCUGACGAUAUACUGUUGCAAGAUCAGUCUCGUUGGAGGAGAUAUGCUGAACGAGAGUUGUAUCCGCUCCUACACUACAAGCAGAAUGGCCCAUCAGACGGACGGUCAGAGCGAAAAUGGUGGACAGACUAUAUGCGGUUGAAUCGAUUAUUUGCCGAUCGCAUUGCUCGGAUCUAUCAAGCUGGCGAUAUCGUAUGGAUUCAUGAUUACCAUCUGUUCUUGUUGCCAAGCCUUUUGCGACAACGGAUCCCGAAUAUCUUUAUUGGCUUUUUCCUUCAUUCCCCAUUCCCGAGCAGUGAAUAUAUGCGCUGUCUGGCCAAGAGGAAAGAAGUUCUUACUGGAGUGCUCGGUGCGAACAUGAUUGGAUUUCAGACAUACUCUUAUUCAAGACAUUUUUCAUCAUGUUGCACUCGUGUUCUCGGAUUUGAGUCAAAUGCUGCUGGUGUUGAUGCGUAUGGAGCACAUGUUGCAGUGGAUGUCUUUGCUACUGGAAUCGAUGCGCAAAAUGUACAAAAGGCUGCUUUUGGUUCUUCAGGUAUCGAGGAGGUCGUUGCGAACAUCAAGAAACUAUAUGCAGGCAAGAAGAUCAUCGUCGGCAGAGAUCGAUUGGAUAGUGUUCGUGGUGUGGCACAGAAACUGCAAGCUUUUGAAGCGUUUUUGGAAAAGUAUCCUCACUGGCGCGACCAGGUUGUGCUGAUUCAAGUCACGAGCCCGACCAGUAUGGAAGAGCAAAAGGAAGAUCCAGAGAACAAGAUUGGAAGUCAAGUUUCGAGUCUUGUAUCUACAAUCAACGGCCGGUUUGGAUCGCUGAGCUUUACACCUGUGCAGUACUAUCCUCAAUAUAUCUCGCAACAAGAUUAUUUCUGUCUCUUGCGUGUUGCAGAUGUCGGUUUGAUCACCAGUGUUCGGGACGGCAUGAACACGACGAGUUUGGAAUAUGUGCUCUGCCAGCAGGGCAAUCAUGGUCCUCUUAUUUUGUCUGAAUUCUCGGGAACUGCUGCAAUGCUCACCAGUGCAAUCCAUAUUAACCCAUGGGAUACGACUGGUGUCGCUACAGCAAUUGACCAGGCACUCAGUAUGAGCGCAGAAGAAAAACUCGAACGACAUGACGUUGCCUACAAACACGUCACGUCCAACACGGUGUCGAUGUGGUCACAGCAUUUCAUCAACCGCUUGCUCACAAAUUUGUCUUCGUUUGAUCAAUCAAUUGCCACACCAGCUUUGGACCGAGCGUUAGUGUUGAAGCAGUACCGAAAAGCCAAGAAACGACUCUUCAUGUUCGACUACGACGGAACAUUGACUCCGAUUGUCAAGGACCCUCAGGCAGCUAUCCCAUCCGACCGCGUCUUACGGAAUAUCAAGAGUCUGGCGGCGGACCCCAGAAACUCAGUAUGGAUUAUCAGCGGUCGAGACCAGGCAUUCUUAGACGAAUGGAUGGGCCAUAUCCCCGAGCUGGGACUGAGCGCGGAACACGGAUGUUUCAUUCGCAAACCCCGCAGCGACGACUGGGAGAACCUCGCCGCAAAAUUCGACAUGGAAUGGCAAAAGGACGUCAUGGAUGUUUUCCAGCACUACACGGAGCGUACACAGGGUUCAUUCAUCGAGCGGAAACGAGUUGCAUUGACAUGGCAUUAUCGCCGGGCAGAUCCCGAGUACGGCGCAUUCCAAGCAAAGGAGUGUCGAAAGCAUCUUGAGAACACUGUGAUGAAGAAGUUUGAUGUUGAGGUGAUGACUGGAAAGGCAAAUCUCGAAGUGCGGCCUACAUUUGUCAACAAGGGGUUCAUUGUGACGAGACUAUUGAAUGAAUACGGCCGGGGACCUGGCGAUGCGCCAGAAUUCAUCUUCUGUAGUGGUGAUGAUUUUACCGAUGAGGAUAUGUUCCGCGCUCUACGUCACUCAGAUCUUCCACCCGAACACAUUUUCUCAGUCACAGUAGGCGCAAGCUCGAAACAGACACUGGCAGGCUGGCAUCUCCUCGAGCCGGCAGAUGUAAUAGCGACAAUAGGCAUGUUGAACGGGACGUCGAUGGGAGCUGAAUACUCCUAG
Messenger RNA from Talaromyces marneffei, 2889 nucleotides. RefSeq lists its product as uncharacterized. The transcript is spliced from 3 exons. Gene Ontology annotation, cellular component: alpha,alpha-trehalose-phosphate synthase complex (UDP-forming); cytosol. Gene Ontology annotation, biological process: trehalose biosynthetic process; fungal-type cell wall organization; cellular response to heat. The coding region runs from base 1 to 2889 and encodes 962 amino acids. Gene Ontology annotation, molecular function: catalytic activity. The record is from RefSeq and is a predicted model, not a curated record. Lineage: Eukaryota; Fungi; Ascomycota; Eurotiomycetes; Eurotiales; Trichocomaceae.